Gordionus sp. m RMFG-2023 is the source of this 867-nucleotide messenger RNA. RefSeq lists its product as uncharacterized. The transcript is spliced from 4 exons. The record is from RefSeq and is a predicted model, not a curated record. The coding region runs from base 199 to 867 and encodes 222 amino acids. Lineage: Eukaryota; Metazoa; Nematomorpha; Gordioida; Chordodea; Parachordodidae.
UGCUAUAAGGAAAUAGAGAAACAUAUAAAAAAUUUUGGUAUAGGAGAAUCUUCAUUCAAAAAGACAAAUACUAUCCAAACCAAAUUAACUGAUAAUAAACAUGCCAAUAUUUCACAAAAAUUGGCUGAUAAAGUAAUUGUUGAUUUUAUUAUUGACACAGUUCAGCCAUUGUCCUUGGUUGAUAAUCCAUCAUUUACUAUGAUGAUUAAAACUUUAUCCCCUGGCACAACAGUUUUAUGUCACCAGACACUUAUGAAUAAAAUAGCCGACAACUUCAAAGUGAUGAAAGAUGCUCUAAUAGUAGAGUUAUCAGAUAUAUCUUAUGUAUGUAUCACGGCAGAUAGUUGGACACAUAACAGAAGAGCUUAUUUGGGAAUCACAGGCCAUUGGUUAGACCCUAGGACUUUAAAAAGAAGAUCUGUAGCCUUAGCCCUUAAAAGGAUUAUAGGAUGCCAGACAUAUGACGUACUUGCAAAUAAAAUUAUUGACAUCCACAAGUCUUUUAGGAUUCAUAAUAAAGUUUGCAAGAUGGUUACUGAUAAUGGGUCUAACUACCUGAAGACAUUUAGAAUAUUUGGUGAGGAUAAUGCUGAAGAUGAGAUACAGAAUGAUAGUCAACAUGUAUUGGAAGAGGAGAAAAUAGGUGUUGAUGCCAAUGAUAUUAAUGAGAUCUUAGAAGAAGGAUCUUCAACUAACUCCACAAUGUUACCCAGCCAUCAGAGAUGCUCCUGUCAUAAUUUAAAUUUGAUAGCAACAGUAGAUGCUGAAGGAGCUUUAAAUGAUGAAGAUUUUAAAAGGGUAUCAAGAUCGACAUUUUAUAAAUGUCAAACUUUAUGGAAUAAGCAGAAAAUCUCCUAUAAGUUCUGA